This is a messenger RNA of Neltuma alba, 1904 nucleotides long. RefSeq names its product WAT1-related protein At3g28050-like. NCBI's taxonomy places the organism in Eukaryota, Viridiplantae, Streptophyta, Magnoliopsida, Fabales, Fabaceae. Bases 362 to 1462 code for a protein of 366 amino acids. The record is from RefSeq and is a predicted model, not a curated record. The transcript has 7 exons. Gene Ontology annotation, cellular component: membrane. Gene Ontology annotation, molecular function: transmembrane transporter activity.
CAAAUGAUAUUUUUUGUAUUCAUGCACUAGUAUCAACAGAUUCUUUUCACAUCACAUUUCCUUUUCUCCGAGAGGUAUGUCUUUUUUCUCUAAUUUCCUACUCUGAUCUACGCCACCCACAAAUAAACAAAUAUUAUAAAGAAACCAAUAAUGCAUCCUAUCAAGAAUGAUGCGACAAAAUUGUUAAAUUUUCAUCACUUGCGUCCCUUCCUUCUUUGUUGUCAAGUUGUCAACAGAUCCUUCAUCCCCUGCUCCUACAAAGACACCACCCAUCUCUCUGAACUUUACUCUUCAUGUGUGUCUCAGUGUGAGCGAGUGUGCGUGCGUGUGGGGAGAGACUGAGAAAGGGAGAACAAGAGGGAUGGCGAAAAGGCACUGUUACAAGGAUUUACUGCCUUUUGCGGCGCUGGUGACCAUGGAAUGCAACAACGUGGGACUGAAUACUCUGUUCAAAGCUGCAACAUUGAAAGGCAUGAGUUAUCAUGUCUUUGUCGUCUAUGCUUAUGCUGUUGCAGCGAUUGUUCUCCUCCCAGUAUCCUUUUUUUCCAGAAGGUCAAGGGUGCUUCCUCCACUCAGUUUCUCCAUAUUCUCCAGAAUUCUCCUUCUUGGGUUCAUCGGGUGUUCAUCUCAGAUCAUGGGGUACACGGGCAUCAGUUACAGCUCUCCCACACUUUCGUCGGCCAUAAGUAAUCUGGUCCCAGCUUUCACUUUCUUGCUUGCCAUUAUUUUCAGGAUGGAAACGAUUGCAAUAAAAAGUACGAGCUGCCAAGCUAAGGUAUUGGGCACUAUAGUAUCGAUUUCAGGGGCAUUUGUGAUUACUCUGUACAAAGGACCACCCAUCAUCAUCACUCAUGCACCUUCCUUUUCACUCCAUCAACCUCUUAACAUUCUGAAAUCAGUGGAUCGAAGUUGGGCCAUUGGUGGCCUUCUGCUCACAGCUGAGUAUAUACUAGUUACGCUUUGGUACAUUGUCCAGGUGCAAAUCAUGAGGGUUUACCCGGAUGAGUUAACCGUGGUGUUUUUUUACAACUUAUGUGUAAGCAUAAUGGCAGCAGUUGUAGGUAUAUUUACAGAGCCAAAUCCAGAUGCUUGGAAGAUAGGACCCAGUACAGCUUUGGCCUCCAUUCUUUGUUCCGGAAUUUUCGGGUCAUUCGUGAACAAUACAAUUCACACCUGGGCACUGCGCAUAAAGGGGCCACUCUAUGUAGCAAUGUUUAAGCCACUCUCAAUUGCCAUUGCUGUUGCCAUGGGGGUUAUCUUCCUGGGUGACACUCUCCAUCUAGGAAGUCUGAUUGGAGCCACGAUAAUAUCGAUCGGGUUUUAUACAGUAAUGUGGGGAAAAUCAACAGAAGAGGUGGAUGAAAAUGUUGACAGAGUGGAACCACCUACCGCAGAGAAUGUUCCACUCCUGCAAGGCUACGAAACUGAAAGAACUGAAAAGAAAAUGCAUGCAAAUGUAUAGAAGGGGAAUACAAUUGUAAUAUAGUUGUUCAUAGCUCUUAACAUCUUAAAUUAAGAAGACAUAUGCAGUCAAAGAACAGCAUAGUAUAAUGUAGCCCGCAGGGGGCCCAUUGUGUUGUUUCGUACGUCUAACUUGUAUAUUCCUCACCCUCCAGAGGAUGAAUGAGAUUGUGUCCUUUAAAUAAUGUUUUGCAAGUCGUCUUUGACGUUGACGGAAAGGUGGUCUCACAAUGGUCUCUGCUUAUUGGGAAAACUUAGGACACACAAAAUGCUUCUUGACAAACGGCUUUCCGUCAGAAAUGAGCUAGAAUUACCUGUUUCAAGUUUCCACAGAGGAAGGAGCAACCUUUCUGCGACUGUUGUUCACGAGCAAGCUGGCAUUUUUCUUUCUAUGGUAACAAGUCAUCUCGACUGUAAAGGAGAUGGAACUUUUGGAUAGAUUA